AUUUGUAGGGCAUCACCAGCAUAUAUAAUGCCUUAAAAUCGAUUGAACCUGAUUUGCAAAUAUCGUCAUUAAAAGUGAACCUUAAAUUAAUAUAAAUCAAAGAUAACAAAGCAAAGUGGAUUUUUUUUUUUUUUUUGCUAGAGGUAUUUCUUCCUUUUUGUCGUAGAAGAAGAGCAAUGUUUCGGAAGUGUUCUUGACUGGUCUAUUUGGCGUCAUAUACAGCAUAAUUUGGGCGUGAUGCAGUCUGCUUUGAGAUGGGUGCUGUGGGAUGUCAAGGACACUCUGCUAAAGGUGCGUUUUUCAGUGGGAGAGCAGUAUUGUAGAGAGGCUGAGCUAAUGGGUCUCAGUUUCAAGCCUGUGGAGGUCAACUCUGCUUUUCGUCAGACAUACAAAAUUUACUCAAACAAAUAUCCAAACUAUGGCAUCGCUCAAGGUCUGAAUGGACACAGCUGGUGGACCGCUGUGGUGCAAGACACUUUUUCUCUAUGUGGGGUUCAAGAUCCUGCCCUUCUCAAGACUCUAUCACACAAUCUCUAUCAUAACUUCAGCAAUGCACAGAACUGGGAGGUAUUUAAUGAUUCCAAAAAGGUUCUGGAGGAUUGUUCUUCCCUUGGGCUGAAGCUGGGCGUAGUAUCAAACUUUGAUAAGCGUCUGGAAACCAUUCUGAAAUCAUGUGAUCUGUUGUCUCACUUCAGUUUUCUGAUCACCUCAGAGGAGUCAGGUGCAGCUAAACCCAGUUCCCUGAUCUUUGAACAGGCUCUGCAGAAGUGUGGGGUCCCUUCAGCACAAGUGGCUCAUGUUGGAGACCACUACAUCAAUGAUUACCUUGCCUCUCGCUCUAUUGGCAUCCAUGGCUUUCUUUUAGACAGAGACAACAAAUAUAAUCAGUCUGACAUCCCUAAAGAGCACCGUCUUAACUCUUUAGAAGAGCUGCCAUCACGACUUCAGGAGCAGAUGGACUAACAAGGGGUUUAAUAAAAUCUUGAUGAAUUCUAGUCAGACACUUUCAGGUUGCCUUAACAGAGAAUUUCAAGUUAUUUAUUGUAAAAUAAAUUUCUACCAUCUAGACACUGGGAAUAAAUAUUAAAAGAUUAUUGUCAUUGCCGCAAUCACGCCCAGUUACACGAGUUCUCUAUGUGAAGUUCUCUCAUUCUUCUUUUAUUGUGACCCA
This is a messenger RNA of Periophthalmus magnuspinnatus, 1171 nucleotides long. It is a transcript of the gene hdhd3, whose product is annotated as haloacid dehalogenase-like hydrolase domain containing 3. Bases 238 to 963 code for a protein of 241 amino acids. The record is from RefSeq and is a predicted model, not a curated record. NCBI's taxonomy places the organism in Eukaryota, Metazoa, Chordata, Actinopteri, Gobiiformes, Gobiidae. The transcript is spliced from 3 exons.